Messenger RNA from Acanthocheilonema viteae, 867 nucleotides. NCBI's taxonomy places the organism in Eukaryota, Metazoa, Nematoda, Chromadorea, Rhabditida, Onchocercidae. The record is from the annotation of a GenBank genome assembly.
AUGAGAGAAGAUAUUAUACAAUGUGAAGAGAUUGUCAAAGAAGAGGAAGUACUGCAGUGUGGACUCAAGCCCGCUAUCGAAGUAUGUUUCACAUCCGUUCUGGAAUUGGAUCGUACAAGAUCUAUCCCAAAUUGGGUUUGGUUGUUAUGCUCGAUUUGUACUUUUUUGGGACAUACGUUAGAUGGUACCGAUGGUAAGCAGGCACGUCGCAUGGGAGUAUCUGGGCCAACUGGUGAACUUUUUGAUCAUGGUUUGGAUUCAUGGUCCACAGUUCCACUAACACUGACUAUUUUUUCCAUUUUUGGUCAAGGCGAAUUUAGUUUGUCACCGGUUCGACUUCUUCUGGUUUUGAUCAGCGUUCAAGCGGUGUUCAUUGUUUCACAUUGGGAAAAAUAUAAUACUGGAAUUUUAUUUCUCCCGUGGAAUUAUGAUUUAAGUCAAUAUGACAAUUUUUACGAAAUGUGCUUACCUCUCUAUCCAUCUUUAAUUUUGUUUUCAAUUUCGAUACUUUGGGCCUUGUAUUCUCCUGGAAAAAUUAUUGAGCGUGAUCCUCGUCUUUAUUUGUAUACUAUGGGAACUGUUUUUUCGAAUAUUGCGUGCAAAUUGAUUAUCGCGCAGAUGUGUAAUACUCGUGCAGAAUUAUUUAAUUUAUGCUUAGCAGUAUAUUCCAUCGUUGCCAUAACAUCUUUAUCGGGUUUUUUAUCAGCUUAUCAGGAAUUGAUUUUUUUACGACUUGCUGUCGCUGUCAUAAUCUCUGCUCACUUACAUUUUGGAAUUUGUGUGGUGCGUCAACUAUGUGAACAUUUUAAAAUCAGUGCAUUCUCACUGCAUUAUUUACAACAUUCAUCAAAACAUUACAAUGAAUGA